Messenger RNA from Panicum virgatum (switchgrass), 734 nucleotides. Its product is annotated as NAC domain-containing protein 37-like. Lineage: Eukaryota; Viridiplantae; Streptophyta; Magnoliopsida; Poales; Poaceae. The transcript is spliced from 3 exons. Gene Ontology annotation, molecular function: DNA binding. The coding region runs from base 258 to 713 and encodes 151 amino acids. Gene Ontology annotation, biological process: regulation of DNA-templated transcription. The record is from RefSeq and is a predicted model, not a curated record.
GCGAAGGAAAGAGAGCCUCCCCACCCUUUUUUAACACCAGCCACCUUUCUCGUCUCCUUUGCUUCUCCUCCUCCACCUUUCUAAAACAGGCUCACAGCCUCACACACUCCCUCUCCUCUCUCACAGAGUGCUCUCCCGGCCUCUCUUCUCAUGCCCCCAACCUCUGAAGAAGAAAAAUUUUAGUCCCUGUGGUGUAGAAUAAUUGACCCUCUGAGGUGACUAGGCUGAUUGGCUGAAUUGACGUGCUGCUGGUGAUCAUGGAGUCAUGCGUGCCUCCAGGGUUUAGGUUCCACCCCACCGACGAGGAGCUCGUCGGCUACUACCUCCGGAAGAAGGUGGCCUCGCAGAAGAUCGACCUCGACGUCAUCCGCGACGUCGACCUGUACCGCAUCGAGCCAUGGGAUCUCCAAGAGCACUGCAAGAUCGGGUACGAGGAGCAGAGCGACUGGUACUUCUUCAGCUACAAGGACCGCAAGUACCCGACGGGGACGCGGACGAACCGGGCGACGUUGACGGGGUUCUGGAAGGCGACGGGGCGGGACAAGGCGGUGCGCGACAGCAAGCACGGGCACGGCGGCGGGCUCAUCGGCAUGCGGAAGACGCUCGUCUUCUACACCGGGAGGGCGCCCAACGGCCGCAAGACCGACUGGAUCAUGCACGAGUACCGCCUCGAGACCGACGAGAACGCCGCGCCUCAGGCAAGACCUCCCUAGCCCUCAUCCGCUCCUGGGAUU